Acanthocheilonema viteae is the source of this 2265-nucleotide messenger RNA. NCBI's taxonomy places the organism in Eukaryota, Metazoa, Nematoda, Chromadorea, Rhabditida, Onchocercidae. The record is from the annotation of a GenBank genome assembly.
AUGUCCUCGGGGGAAACACUACAUCAAGCAUUAAACAGAUCACCAUCGUUUGUUACACAUCAUCAACUUUCCACCUUUCCACUAUUUACCCAAAUAACUCAACAACAACAACAACAACAACAACAACAACAACAACANNNNCAACAACAACAACAUCAACAACAACAACAUCAACAACAACAACAACAUUAUCUUUAUCAUCAUCAUCACUAUCAUCCAUUUCAACAGCAAUAUCAUCAAUCAUCAUUGACCAUUACCGCCAUCAAUAACUACAACAAUAGCAUCAACAACCAUAACAAUAAUAAUAACAGCAAUACAUCACCGCAACAACGUAUCAAACUAAAACGACAACGACAACGUGUUGACGCCGGUGAACCACGUAAUCCUUACCAGGCAACACGCACACCGAUGCUUCAACAACAACAACAGCAACAACAACAACAACAACAGCAACAACAACAACAACAACAGCAGCAGCAACGAUAUGCGAAUGAUUUUCAAUUAAGCAGUGUUAUUAAGAAUAAUAAUAACAGUACUGCAUAUACAGCAACAACUCAAAAUAAUAAUAUUACUGCUACCUUAAGUAGUAUAUUUCCCUGGAUAACAACUACGAUAACAUCAAUGACAACUGCAACAACAACUACUACCACUACCACAACAACAACUUCUACUACUGCAAUGCAACAAAAAUUUGAAUCGUCAUUUAAUAUCAUGGAACAAAUUAGUGAUACGAAUAAUUCCAUUCAAGAUCUUAGUCGACAACGAAGUAUUAACAGUGAUGAACAUCAGGAAUUUAUAGCAUCAGCUAGCAUAUCAUCAUCGAUAACACAUAUGAGUGCUGAUGUUAAGGCUGGCGAUUGCAAGGAUGAAAUAUUAACAACUAUAAUUAAUCCGACUAAUGAUGAUGAUGAAAUAGCUACAAUGACCAUUGAUGACCAAUCAUAUGACCAGAAUGCCGAUGACGACAAAGCUGAUGAUGACGACACAGCAUUAUAUUUAAAAGAAGAACAUAGCACGAGUGAGACAAGUCCUACGCCAAGUGCAUCAUUUACCGGUGGUGUUAAUAGUGGUAGCAGCUCAUCAAGGCGGAAAAGUGCUGCACCGCAACGACAACCAAUUGAUAUCGAUGAUGAAUGUAAUCCUCAAAUUGAACAAAACGAAGAUAUGUUGGAAGAUGACAAGAUUGCAAAUAAAACAGAUAUCGAGAAAUCUGCCGAAAUAAAAAUGGCUAAUGAAACACCAAAAAAUGUUUUAGCUGCAAGCUUAGCUGCCAAUAUUAACCCACAAAACAGGAUACAAGAAAUGAUUGAUAUACAAAAACGAAUUUAUUCAAAUUGGAUUGAACAACAAAAGAAAUUAUUGAGCGCAAAUGAUGAAGAGCAAAAACGAGCACAAAUUCAACUUAUACAACAGCAAAUUCAACGAGAUUAUGCUAAAUUAGCACAAUCAUUAAAGCAAGAACUUAUCAAUGGGUUAAAUAGUAGCGUUGAUAAGAUCAUAGCUGAAUUCAUUGCUGCGGAAGCAGCUAUUAGUGCGCAACGUACGACUGCCGCACUUGUGGAACAGCAACGUGAGCAAGCAGCAGCCAUUGUUAUUAAUCGAAAUCCAUUUCUUUUUCAUCCUCUCUAUCAUUCUCAAUCUGCUCCGUUUCCAAAUCCCUUUAUACAAAAUAGCCUACCAUUACCGCCACCGUCACACCAUCCACCCGGUAUUUUUCCAGCUGCUUCCGCACCUCGUACAACCUUCAAUCCAUUUGUACCACACUUAAAAGCAGCAUCACCAGCUACCGCAGCGUUUCGCAAAAUGGAUGACCUAAAUUCAUUUGCACCGCGAAAGAAACGAUCCAAAGUAACGGAUUCGUCACGAAUAAAUAAAAUUCAACCAAUAGCUUCUGCUAAUCGUGAAGUAUCCUCACUUCCCAAUAGUGCCCGAUCCUCACCACAGUUAUCAUCAUAUUUUCCACCAACAAUGGUUGGUCAUCCCUUAUACAGUAGUGGUACAUUUGGUGCUGAUGAACGGGACAGUCCGAUCAAUUCGGAUGAUGCAAGCGAUUGUGGGCCUUAUGAUGGAAGUAUCGGUGGAAAUUCAACUUUAACACCAAUGCAUUUGCGUAAGGCAAAAUUGAUGUUUUUUUAUACGCGUUAUCCGAAUUCGGCUUUAUUGAAGUCUUAUUUUCCGGAUAUUCGUUUUAACAAAAAUAACACUGCACAAUUGGUGAAAUGGUUCUCGAAUUUCCGGUUCGUUGCAAAUGUUAUUCAUCAUUAA